AUGUUUGCCCUAAAAAAGGACAGCACACUUGAAGAAAUUUUAAACAACUCUUCUGAUUAUUUAAAUGUGAAUAAACUACUUGAUUAUGCGGAUACUACAAGUUCGUGUAAGCUAACACACUCAACCAACAAAGAGACCUUCAGAUAUGGCAUAUCCGCCCUGAACACAGCCACUCAAGGUCGUGGAGGCAGAUUCGACCUGACUGUCCACUUUUGGCUACAAGGUCGCAUACUUUGGUCCCUGGCCGAAUACCUAAUAACAUAA
Schistosoma intercalatum is the source of this 264-nucleotide messenger RNA. Lineage: Eukaryota; Metazoa; Platyhelminthes; Trematoda; Strigeidida; Schistosomatidae. The record is from the annotation of a GenBank genome assembly.